AUGCCACCGAUUGCUGAAAACGCCCGCCGGCCCUCAACUUUCUCUGUUGUCAGUGAAAAUCGGUGCUUCCCGAGUAAUCUCACGGUGUAUCCUGUCUCGCCAGUGUUCAGCAACAGCUCUAUGAGACCCACGCGGAAAAUUUUGCGUCAGAGAUGCAUAUUCUCGGCUGCAGCCAUUGCCAUGAUAGGCCUCAUUUCGGCAGUCUAUGUCUUCAUCACAUUGCCGAUGCAGAGCGUACCUCCAGUCGAUGCCUUGCCUCCGGCUAGAAGGGACAGCUGGGAUGAACGAACUUCCGCCGAUGACCAAGGAGAGUCUGCUCUGAUUACACGAGGACUGCCAUCCCUAUUCGAGCAGCGCCGAUCUUCUCUAAAGAGACUCCUCGAUGACGACGCUGGAGAUCCCGUGGAAAUAGUGGACUCGACAACACUCAAAGAAAACGGCUAUUCCUCGUACAUUCGCCUGGUACGCGGCCUGCGAGACCUCAAUGAUUUCUUGGCAGACGCCUCGGACACGGUUCCGCGAGAGGCGAUCGUCGCUCAUGCACAACGAUAUACGAGAUCGUUGGAAAAAGUAGCCGACCAAAUUGACGAGCAAUAUACUCGUCGCCGAGCGCGGGACGUCAUGAGUCAACUCAGCCGGAACUUCCGAGAGGCUCUCGAUCGGCUGCAGUUUCCGGCCAACUGUUCGGAGGCUCAGGCUGUCCUCUGCGAUCUUACGAAUCCCCACGGGUUCGCAUCUGGGAUCAGCGAUGCUCUCCACUGCCUCUUACGGGGAUUGCAGCGUAACCGAACCGUUGUGCUCCGAACGACGAAUUGGCAUUACACUCGGGACCUAGAAUGGGGCCAGGUCUUCGAGCCGCUGUCAGGAUGCACCGAGAAAGAAGUCAUCCAACCGAUCGAGAGGGGAUACCCCGAGACCUGGAACCUGGAACGAAGACACAUGGCACGACUGCCAAACACCAUAGCGAAGGAUUUGGUUGCUUUCCACGGCGAUCCGUACGCCUGGUUCCAUGGAGCGUCUAUGUCCUACUUGCUGAGGCCGUCGAAGGGAUUCGAGAAAAUCCUGAAUCAACACCUUCGCUCGAUGUUCCCCGACGGCAACUACAUCAGCAUGCAUAUCCGACGCAGUGACAAAGGGACAGAGGCGAAGUUCCGCGGUCUCGCUUCGUACAUGCGAUAUGCCGAAGAAUACUUCAGGAGAGAGUUGUUGCGCGAAACUAUCAAGGAGAUGAAUAUAUAUGUAGCCACGGACGACACGGGCGUCCUCGAAGAUCUGCGCAAAAACUACCCCAAAUUCAGAUUCUUCUCGAACCCUCGGGCGGCUCAAGAAGCGUCGCGGAGAGAAACGCGGGACUCGAAGCAGGCUUUCGAAGACGUCCUAUUGGAUCUUCACACGCUUUCUCGAUCUCAACACCUAAUUUGCACACUUUCGUCAGGGUUCGGACGAGUUGCGUACGAGCUCAUGAAUCAGUAUCACCACGAUGCUUGGCGACGAGUGUCCUCCCUCGACACUGACUACAUAUACGCUUUCGCAUUCUUCCCGGAGCGGUUGCCUUACGAGCCGAUGGACGGCGCAGUCUUCCAGAACGAGGUGGCUGCUGCCGAGUCGCCGGCGGAAAAAGGUAAAUCAUUGACAGAUUCUUACUCGUUGGCCGCUGCAUACAUCACUGGGUGGUCGAAACGAAGUUCGGGGCCAGAUGGUUUUGUCCCGACCCAUGAUCGGGCGCACAUGGUUCCGAAGUUCAAGACCGAACAGGCUUUCCGGUCGAGCCAGUAUGCUGCUCAUAUAGCUCCAAUCAGCAAUACGGACCAUGAAUUGUAAAGCUCGAGAGUCGAUGAUUGCAGAUGCUGACUUGUAGUUCUCGAUUGAAUCGACUCUCCUGCGACGGAAGCGCACAAAAAACGGGGAUGCGCUGCGAGGCAGCUCCUCUUCUACCGCUUGUCGCGGGAGGAACGAGGUAACCCGAAUCCACUAAGCUACGAUGUACAUUUAUUCGAACACUGAUGUUCCUCGGUGGGCGGGGAU
This is a messenger RNA of Galendromus occidentalis (western predatory mite), 2025 nucleotides long. Its product is annotated as alpha-(1,6)-fucosyltransferase. Gene Ontology annotation, molecular function: alpha-(1->6)-fucosyltransferase activity. The transcript is spliced from 11 exons. The coding region runs from base 1 to 1821 and encodes 606 amino acids. The record is from RefSeq and is a predicted model, not a curated record. Gene Ontology annotation, biological process: protein N-linked glycosylation. NCBI's taxonomy places the organism in Eukaryota, Metazoa, Arthropoda, Arachnida, Mesostigmata, Phytoseiidae.